This is a messenger RNA of Bacillus rossius redtenbacheri, 1473 nucleotides long. RefSeq lists its product as uncharacterized. Lineage: Eukaryota; Metazoa; Arthropoda; Insecta; Phasmatodea; Bacillidae. The record is from RefSeq and is a predicted model, not a curated record. The transcript is spliced from 6 exons. Bases 206 to 1264 code for a protein of 352 amino acids.
AAUCUAUGAUGUAAACAUGGUAGCUAAUUUCAGUUGGCGUUUUGACAGUUUAGCAGCACAAUGUGAGUGAACAUGUAAAUUAUUUAUGUAGUACAUUCGAAUUCAUGAACAAUUUAAGAGAUAACAAAGACAAAAGCCAGCCUGCAUUGGAGACCCAGUCCUCCAGCUUCCUUGGAGGACGACUGACUGGGUAAAUGAAAGUUCCAUGUCCCUCCUGGAAAUAUUUUCGCAAAUCAAGCAACGAAGGGACCACUUGCUGUGCGAGCAGGAGGUCGCCGAGAGGAAAUGGAAGCCACUGGUGCUGACGUCAGCCGCCGCCGUCGGCGUGGUCGCCGCCGUGGUCUACCUGGUGUACAAGUGGGCCACCGUCCCGCAGGACGUCCAACCUGACGACGAUUACUGCUCGCAGCGCCGCCAACCUGAUGAAGACGGCGGUCACUACUCCGCCGUGCGGGCGAGUGCAUUCAGGCCGGCCAACUUCUCCCAGGACGGGUCUCAGUGGCUGGAGGACGAGGAGUGCGUGGAGCUGCCCUCGUGUGUCGGCUCUCACCGGGAGUCGUCGCGCCUGCAAGAACACCAGUGGCUGGAGGGCGAGGAGCUCCCGGACCUGCCCUUCUGCGCCGGGUCGCCUCGCAACUCCACGUGCGUCAUGAGCGACGACCCGGGCGAGGACUCGACGCUCGAGCCCGGCCGGGCCAGCGCGGACGCGUCCCUCGAGUACAGCCGCGUCGAGGACCAAGGGCUGGACGAGUACUCGGUGCGCGUGAAGGGAGAGCGGCUGCUGGUGAGGCGCGUGCCGCCGGGCGGCGACUCGCUCUUCCUGGCGCUGGCGCACCAGCUUCACGGCCUCGACUUCGAGUCCCCGUGCCUGCAGGAGCGCGCCGCUGAGCUGCGCGCGCAGGCGGUCGCUCACCUCAGGGAGCACGUCCAGGUCUACUGGGACGCGCUACUGGACUCUGCGGAGAAGCACGGGGACAGGUACGCCGACGAGCAGCAGGACGAGGAGGCCGUGGUGGGCCGCUACCUGAGGGACCUGGCGACCCCUGGCUUCCCGGCGGGGCCCGAGUGCCUGGCGGCGCUCGCCGAGCUGCUGGCCGCCGAGGUGGCGGUAUACGUGCGGCGCGCGGGCAGGCACCUGGUGCGCAGCGUGGACCAGCCCGCGGCCCGGAGGCUGGUCCUCAGGCAGCGCCCGCAGCUCUUGGAGUCCGGGAGCCUCGUCGGACACUUCGACAGCGUGAUCGAGGUCGCGCCGGCCUGCAAAUAGUCGCGCUAGCCCCCCGCCAACACUAACCUCGAGCAACACGUUUCUUUUUUUUUUUUUGAACGCAACGCUUUUUUAAAAAAACACACCCGAAAAAAAAAUAUUUUAUAACCUUUCCUGCAAUACGCCAUUUUUUUUUUUUUUAAAAAGGGCAAAUAAAUUUUGAUAAGCCACUGUGUUACAAUGAAAUAAAUUUAUAAAUUCAAUAUUCA